AUGGCAGACACAAAGAAACAGCAAGAAUACACAGGGAAACUGGGCAGACACAAACCAGGUUGCAAUGUUGAAAAUGCCUGUUACAACCUGGGAAUCUGUGCAGAGAGAACCGCCAUCUCAAAAGCUGUAUCCGAAGGCUUUAGAGAUUUCAAAGCCAUAGCAAUAGCCAGCGAUUUGCGCGAACAGUUCAUCUCGCCCUGUGGUGGCUGCAGGCAAUUCAUGAGAGAGUUUGGGGCCAGCUGGGACGUGUACCUGUCCAAGCCGGACGGCUCCUACAUGGAGAUGACUGUGGAAGAGCUGCUGCCGGAGUCAUUUGGCCCAGAGGACCUGAAGAUGAAGAGGGUGCAUUCCAUUCCUAAGGAUGUCGAACCAGCUACAAAAUGAAUGUGGAUGAACAAACAACUAGAAAAGAACAGCACAGGCUUUGGAAGAGAUUAUCAAAGUCAAAUAAAAACAUUGUUGCCUGUGUCUUCAAUGAAAAAUUCUUUACUAGUGGCUGGACUUGCAUACCUCUGUACCACUACUGCUUCUGUGAUGCUGAAGACAGGAUGUGGAAAUGUGCAUUAUAAAUCCUGUUUGGCUUAGUGUAUUUCACAAGAAGUAAAUAUACAAAUUAAUAUUUACAUUUCUACUACCAUUUAAGAGAGAAAUCAGUUGUGUUUUGAAUAAACUGGAUACCAACCAAA
Molecule: messenger RNA, 686 nt
Organism: Electrophorus electricus (electric eel)
Lineage: Eukaryota; Metazoa; Chordata; Actinopteri; Gymnotiformes; Gymnotidae
Source: RefSeq, a predicted model, not a curated record